AUGAGCAAAGAUAAUAAUAAUUCAUCUACAGAAGUUUCCAGAAAACCUACCUUAUCAUCAAAAGUCGUCAAAUUAUUUGGCGGAGGUUCUAAGACAGCUAGCAAAAAUGAUAUUAAUAAGUCUUCAUCAAAUGCUAAUAUAACAAAGAACCCACCAAACAUAAACACUACUAAGCGUAAAGACUCCUCAUCAUUAGGUAAGGAACCUAAGACUCCAUCACCAAACACAUCCAAAUCAUCGUUUGAUGAAUAUCAUUUAAUAGACUCUACAGAGCAUGAAAAAUCAUCCACUUCGGCUCCAUCAUCAAUUGCAUCCUCAGUAUCUGCAGUGUCAUUAGUAGCCACACCAGGUGCUACAAGUUCUAUGUCCAAAUUCAAUAUUCCAAUAACACCAAAAAGUUCAGGCUCUUCAAAAUCACACAAUAUAACAAUGCUUAGUCAUACGAACCAUCCAAACGAACUUUAUUUCUAUCCACCAAUUCCAGGUAAACCAGCAAUAUCUCAGAAACCAGGAGUGACACAGAAACCAACUUCAAUGUCCCCAAAACCAACACUAUCACCCAAACCAACCUUGUCACCUAAACCAACACUAUCGCCCAAACCAACAUUAUCUCAAAAACCAGCAGUAUCGUCAUCUACCACUCCAUCAAGUACAAAUCUGCAAUGCAAGAGGUUUAUGGCUCUCAAAAAUGGUAAACAUGAACACCAUUUAAAGAAUGCUAAGAGACAAGAGAAAUUAUCUACGAUGCUUAAAAACAUGGUUGGUGCCCAAAAGUUAAGAGGUGAAGCCAGAAGUGCUGUCCCUGAUUUAAUGCUUGAUAAACCAUUGCUACAUUGUCCACCAAGUCUAAUUUCUGGUUUGGUGAAACAAAUGACCAGUGCUGAGGGAGAAAGUAAUAAUUCUUCAAUGAUGUCUUUUAAUAAAUUGGAUAAGAAGAUAUACAACAAGAAGGGAGAAUUACAAACUGUCAACACGGAUACUCGUUGCUUUGCUGAGAAAUAUGGUAGAUGUCAAGAAGUUCUUGGUAAGGGGGCAUUUGGUACUGUGAGGAUAUGUCAUAAGAAGGAUCCAAAACAAGAAAAAGAACUUCUUUUUGCUGUUAAGGAAUUUAAGAAGAAAAGCUCAGAACCAUUUGAAAAAUACUCUAAAAGGUUAACAUCUGAAUUUUGCAUUUCUUCAUCAUUACACCAUAUAAACAUUGUUACCACUCUGGAUCUUUUCCAAGAUGCAAAGGGAGAAUACUGUGAAGUCAUGGAAUAUUGUUCUGGUGGUGAUUUAUUUUCCUUAAUUGUUUCUGCGGGGAAAUUAGAAUAUGCUGAAGCAGACUGUUUCUUCAAACAAUUAAUGCGUGGUGUUGUGUAUAUGCAUGAUAUGGGUGUGUCUCAUCGUGAUUUAAAACCAGAAAAUCUUCUACUAACAUCUGAUGGUGUCUUAAAGAUAACGGAUUUCGGUAAUAGUGAAUGCUUUAAGAUGGCAUGGGAAGAUGACAUUCAUUUGAGUGGAGGUGUUUGUGGCUCAAGUCCUUAUAUUGCACCUGAAGAAUACAUUAAAGAGGAAUUUGAUCCAAGAUGUGUUGAUAUUUGGGCAUGUGGUGUUAUUUAUAUGGCUAUGAGAACUGGAAGGCAGUUAUGGGAUUUUGCCAAGAAGAGUGAUGCAUUUUAUGGGAAAUAUAUUAUGGGCAGAAAGGAAAAAGGUGGUUAUGAACCUAUAGAGAAAUUAAAGAGAGCAAGAUGUAGAAAUGUGAUCUAUUCUAUGUUAGAUCCUGUUCCACAUCGUAGAAUCAAUGGGAAGCAAGUAUUAAAUUCUGAAUGGGGGAGAGAAAUUAAAUGUUGUGUGGCGAAUCAUUCAACGCCAGUGAAGGCUUAA
Naumovozyma castellii is the source of this 1866-nucleotide messenger RNA. RefSeq names its product serine/threonine protein kinase SAT4 (gene SAT4). Bases 1 to 1866 code for a protein of 621 amino acids. NCBI's taxonomy places the organism in Eukaryota, Fungi, Ascomycota, Saccharomycetes, Saccharomycetales, Saccharomycetaceae. The record is from RefSeq and is a predicted model, not a curated record. The transcript has a single exon.